Messenger RNA from Andrographis paniculata, 1265 nucleotides. RefSeq names its product alpha carbonic anhydrase 1, chloroplastic. Gene Ontology annotation, molecular function: carbonate dehydratase activity; zinc ion binding. Bases 198 to 1088 code for a protein of 296 amino acids. The record is from RefSeq and is a predicted model, not a curated record. Lineage: Eukaryota; Viridiplantae; Streptophyta; Magnoliopsida; Lamiales; Acanthaceae. The transcript is spliced from 6 exons.
CGGGAGGAAUAAUGAGGUGUGUGUAUAUAAAGCCACACGCAUAGCGUUAAACGUCAACAUUAUUGGUUGCAGGUGCAAUUGCAAUCACAGUUCCUUCUCCAGAGGCGAUCCGAAGCACAGCAAUCGAUCCUCUGAAACGAACCGAAGCUGCGAGGAAUUUGAGUUUCUGUGAUAGCACACGUUGGUUGCAUUCCGCCAUGGCUGCUCCGAGAGUAGCGUUCUUCGUCACCGCGAUUGCGCUGUUGUUUGUUAACUCGCAGCAAGACGAAUCUGUUCAAUUCACAUACUUAGGAGCUACAGGACCAGACCACUGGGGAAUUCUCAGCCCAAAUUUCUCAAUGUGCAACAAAGGAAAAUUGCAGUCACCAAUCAACAUCUUGACAUCACAGGUUGUGGUGAACAAAAACUUGAAGCCUUUGAUCAGAUCGUACGAAAUUACAAAUGUCACUUUGGUCAACAACAAAUUCAACGUUGGGGUGCGCUACCCUGAUCAUUCGGGAGGGCUAAUGGUGGAGGGGAAGAUGUACAAAUUGAUACAGAUGCAUUGGCAUGCUCCUUCUGAGCACAGAAUCAAUGGACGAAGGUUUGCUCCGAUCCUUCUGAACACAGAGACAUACAAAAUCAUCUAUGACUACGACUAUGACACCCAAUGGUGCAGGUUUGCUGCAGAGCUUCAUCUGGUGCACGUUGCUGGUGAUGGAAGUGUUUCUGUGAUAGCAAUUCUUUUCCGCUACGGCCACUCCGAUCCACUUCUUGCCAAAAUUCAAAACAAGCUGAAUGAACUUGCAUAUGAGAUGAGAAUCCACAAGGACAGCCCAAUAACAUUUGGGCCAUUUCACCCCUCAGAAGUGAGGAAAAGAUGCCACAAGUAUUACAGAUAUGUUGGCUCUUUCACCACGCCACCUUGCACACAAAAUGUCAUCUGGAACAUUCUUGCCAGGGUGAGAUCGAUAUCAAGAAAGCAAGUAGAGGCACUGAGGGCUCCACUGGACAUGAGAUGCAAGAACAACGCGAGGCCAUGUCAGCCAAUGAAUGGGCGACACGUAGAGAUGUACGAUGAGGAUGAGCCCAUUCCGCACGGGCAUUAAUUGCUUUCAAUCACCACGUGGCCAUCCAUAAUAAUAAGAUUCCAAUUAAUUAAUUGAGGGACUUCCACGCGAAGCCCGGUACGUAUACUCUCCCCUUUCUCUUGUUAUUAUAUAUGGACUAUGUACUUACUAAAUUAGCACUAUUCUUAUCGUUGCCUUUUCAAAAAUAAAAAAUAA